GUACGCUCCUCCCUCCCCAGCCUUCCCCCGCGAGCGGACGCGCCAGCGCCUCUGUCUCGCUUUUUCUUAUUUUCUCCCCCUUUCCCCUUCCUUUUCUUUUCUUUUUUCCCCUUCCCCCCUUCCACCAUUUCCCCUCGGAGGCGUUUCCCUCGGGCAGGGGCAGAGCCGGCCUCACCCCGCGCCUCUCCCCGGCCCCCGCCGCCCUAUGGCGAGAGGGCGCCCCCUCCUCACCCGGGCACCAGCGGCGGCGGUCGGAGGAGCGGGACCGGCGGCGGCGGCCUCGGGCCCAGGGUCAUCAUGGAACUAGUUCGCUGAGUGACCCCUCGGCCGCAGCCGUGCGUCCCGCCCGAGUACCCGCGCCCGCCGGCCCGGUUUGCCCUCUUCUCCCUCCUCAGACGGCCCGGCCCUGGUCCCGCGCGCCCCGCUGCCGCGCGCCGAGGAUCAUGAGGUGGUAACGGGCCCCCGGAUGACCCCGCGUCACCACUGUGAGGCCUACAGCUCUGCCGGGGAGGAGGAGGAGGAGGAAGAGGAGGAGAAGAAGAAGCUAAUUAUUUGAAAAGCCCAGGCUGAUAAUAAAUGUGAUAUGUAACCAAGGGUGACUUUGAACUUCUCAUCCUCUUGUCUCUACCCAAAUUGACAGGUAGCUACAUCAAGCUGGGUGGCAGGCAGAUCCAAAGGGAUACCAUGAAGUUUCCAGGACCUUUGGAAAACCAGAGAUUGUCUUCUCUGUUGGAAAGGGCAAUCUCCAGGGAAGCCCAGAUGUGGAAGGUGAAUGUGCCGAAAAUACCUACAAAUCAGAAUGUUUCUCCAUCCCAGAGAGAUGAAGUAAUUCAAUGGUUGGCCAAACUCAAAUACCAGUUCAACCUCUAUCCAGAAACAUUUGCUCUGGCAAGCAGUCUUUUGGAUAGGUUUUUAGCUACAGUAAAAGCCCAUCCAAAAUAUUUGAAUUGUAUUGCAAUCAGCUGUUUUUUUCUGGCUGCUAAGACUGUUGAGGAAGAUGAGAAAAUUCCAGUGCUAAAGGUAUUGGCAAGAGACAGUUUCUGUGGAUGUUCCUCAUCUGAGAUUUUGAGAAUGGAGAGAAUUAUUCUGGAUAAAUUGAAUUGGGAUCUUCACACGGCUACACCAUUGGAUUUUCUUCACAUUUUCCAUGCCAUUGCGGUGUCAGCUAGGCCUCAGUUACUUUUCAGUUUGCCCAAAUUGAGCCCAUCUCAACAUUUGGCAGUCCUGACCAAGCAGCUGCUUCACUGUAUGGCCUGCAACCAACUUCUGCAGUUCAAAGGGUCCAUGCUUGCUCUGGCCAUGGUUAGUCUGGAAAUGGAGAAACUCAUUCCUGAUUGGCUUCCUCUUACGAUUGAACUGCUUCAGAAAGCACAGAUGGACAGCUCCCAGUUGAUCCACUGUCGGGAGCUGGUGGCAUAUCACCUUUCUGCUCUGCAGUCUGCCCUGCCUCUAAAUUCCGUUUAUGUCUACCGUCCCCUCAAGCACACCCUGGUAACCUGUGACAAAGGAGCAUUCAAAUUACAUCCCUCCUCUGUCUCAGGCCCAGAUUUCUCCAAGGACAACAGCAAGCCAGAAGUGCCAGUCCGAGGUCCAGCAGCCUUCCACCUGCAUCUCCCCGCUGCCAGUGGGUGCAAGCAAACCUCUGCUAAACGGAAAGUGGAGGAGAUGGAGGUGGAUGACUUCUACGAUGGGAUCAAGCGGCUCUAUAAUGAGGACAAUGGUCCUGAGAAUGUGGGUUCUGUAUGUGGCACUGAUUUAUCAAGGCAAGAGGGCCAUGCUUCCCCCUGUCCACCUUUGCAGCCUGUUUCUGUCAUGUAGUUUCAGGUGUCAGCUUCCAGUGCACACGAAGGCUGACUACUCGGGGUGAGACUAGAAACCCAGGGAAGGCUGUGGAGAAGGCAUGUGCUUUAUCAGACUGACUGAAGUGAGCCAGGAAAAAAAGAAAACCACUCUUAAUCUUUCGUGCGGUUACUUACAAUCCAACGUAAUUUAAUAUAAAGGCUAUAUUUGUAGACUCAAGAUCCAAAAUAUAUUUAAAAGUAAAGCAAAAGUUCUUUGUACUAUGUCAGUUCCACCAUUGUUAAAUAAGUUUGCCCCAUGUCAAAAAAAAAUGUUUAGCGGAAAGUUGCAAACUCUCAGCUAGGAACCUUGUUCCAGUGUCCUUAUUUUCCUCUUGCCUUUUCUUGCCUCGGUUGAAUACUUAACUAAGCUGUGUGCUUGUUGAUCUAUGUAUUCUGACUUCACUUGAGUACCACCCACCUUUUCUUUUAAAGUAAUUCAGUAAGUAAAUUAUUUUUGUGUGGCAGCCAUGUUUAAUCCACAGUUCAAGUAUGUUAGUUUGAAAAGGGCACUUUGAAGCUAUCCCCAUGAAUCAGUGGCAGUAGGAAAAGUUCUCUUUUUUUGUGUCUCAUUUCAGUUUUUAGUUUAAAAUUAUUAUUGUCCUUUUUUUGUUUAUCUUGAAGCUCAAUAAAAUGGCACGUAAUUAGGACAUUUUAAGCAUUUUUGACAUUUAUAUAAAAGAAUUUCUGAUAAGGUUAAUAUAUCCAGGUGCUCACCAAAGAAACAUGUAUGUAAUAUACACGUAGAUUUUUGUAACUGAUCUGUUCUUGCUCAUUUAUAAUCCGUAGAAGCAACUGUCUAGAUACUGGGGCAGCCCUGAUUUGAGUCUGUAACUUAUAAUUUAAUUCAUUACCCUAGUUUCAUAUUAUGCCAUUAGGAUUUUCUUGAUAAGGAAUUAUUCCCUUGUUUCUCUCUGAGCAAUGUCUGGACCCUGAGCUCCCUUUGCAGUCUGAAGGCACUGCAGUCAGAACCAUGUACUGCUGAUAAAGCCUCUGGUAGCAAUAAAAUGUUGUCCUUAA
This is a messenger RNA of Mus musculus (house mouse), 2858 nucleotides long. It is a transcript of the gene Ccni, whose product is annotated as cyclin I. Bases 685 to 1818 code for a protein of 377 amino acids. Gene Ontology annotation, biological process: regulation of cell cycle. Gene Ontology annotation, cellular component: Golgi apparatus. The record is from RefSeq and is marked validated. Lineage: Eukaryota; Metazoa; Chordata; Mammalia; Rodentia; Muridae. The transcript has 8 exons.